CACAGCAACAAGCAGAAAUACACCACACAGAGCAAACAAAGUGAGGAACGACUCUCCAACUUUGGAUUAACACAGUCUUCUCUUUCCCAGAAAGAGCUGACGUUAUUUAGUUGUAGGUACAGGACAGUUUAACUGAGCACAUUUGUUAUAGCACUGCAGCAGUGUUGUGGGUAGAGGGGACCUGCCUUGAUAAAUCAACCAGCAGCGACAAAUCUAAUUUUGAAGGAGAAAUAUUGCUGCUUGGGAGAGGAGAUACCAAAGCCUUUAGGGACCGGAGGAGGUACAGUACAAAGAGAGAGUGAGACAGAGUGUUAACAAGGGCAUCAAAGCCAUGGAGGAGAGAGAAAACUACAGCAGCCUGCAGGAGUUCACAGAGGAGCCGACCCCUGGAGGGAACACGCUCAUUCUCGAACAAAACAACGGUUCCCAGGGACUGAAGCGGGGCAUUGAGUGUUUGAGGAGUCGGACUGCUCUCCUGAUACUUAUUGGCUUUUUGGCCUCCAUCGCCGCCAACAUCAUACUCACUGUGCUCUUGAUUGGCAGGCCGGUGCCAGCUGCUCCCCUGGACUCCUCAUCUCUGGGUUUUAAACUGAACUCGGUGCAGAGACGUUACAUCCAGCUGUGUGAUGACUACACCGCCCUGGGACAGAGCUGCUCAAAGACAGUUAAGCAGUGCAGGGAGUGUCCUGUAGGAUGGUUUCAUGUCGGGGAUCAGUGUUACUACAUCAGCAAUGACAAGCUGGACUGGCUGAAGAGCAGAGAUAGCUGUGCAGAUAUGGGCAGCCAUCUUACCAUACUGCACACCAUGGAACAGCAUGACGCUCUGGAAAAAGAAGUCAAGAAUCUGGAAGGAUUUGAUUACCACUUCUGGAUCGGCCUGUCUGACAUAGAGGAGGAAGGAGAAUGGAGAUGGGUGGACAACACAACACUGCAACGCAAAUACUGGGAUCAGUGGAGCUCAGAGCCAAAUAACCAUCAGUCAGGAGGGGAACAUGGAGAGGACUGUGCCACCUUAGACAGCCAUGCAAAGUCAUGGUUUGAUGUUCCUUGUGAACACAUUUAUAAACGGAUCUGCCAGAUGGAUGUCAUUCAGCUCAACUAAAUCCCAAUACUACUGAAAAUACUGCAGAACUGGGAGGUCUGGAACUACACAGGGUUUUGAGACUGUUACAGGAUUACAGAAAACAAAAUUCUGACCAAAAGGUCAUUCUUGAGACAUAAAACAUAUGCACACAGGAUAUAUAUAUAUAUAUAUUUCUUUUUUACUGAAGGUAUGGUUGCUAUAUAUCUGUUAAAUUGAGAUACAACAUGGGGGGUAUUUUAAAACUGCAUUCUUUUUUCCAAGUUAAUCUAAAAGGAAAACAUUACAUUAAAAGAGAAUAUGCAUGUUAGUAUUGUGCAAAUUUUAGAUAGAGUAGUUCAAUAUAACAUAAAAAAACCCCAACAUUUUUUUGAAAGGUGCCAAUUUAUAAUUAAUAAGCCUAAUAUUGAAUUCAGCUUUGAAUGUCAGGUCAUCAAGCUCUCAAAUUAGAAAAAGGUCUUCAUGUUGCAAAGCUGAAUGCCACAAAUACUGUCACUGUGUUAUAGAAAUUUCGGCCUCUGCUGUUAAUCUUUGGAUGAUAUCUGUUCAAAACUAAGCUGCAAACUAAUUCAGAAAUAUCAUUCUUUAUUCUGUUUUAACAUUGUCUUCCCUUUAAAGCUGAAUAAUAAGAGAGUGGGAGCAUUUUGAUUGCCUCAAUAUGGUGAGACAUUAAGCCUGCCGAUCGUAGUUAAACUACGGCAAUAUUUCUUAAUUAGAUAGAUACUGUUUUCAAUGUCAAUAAAACACCCUGAUUCUAAUAUAGUUCAAUGCAAUAAUAGAUUUACAUGUGCAUCAAAAAUAAUACAGCAAGCCGAGGGUGGGUUCAUUAGCCAACUCACUAAUUUCAGAGUAUCACCUUCCUUUUGUGUUGCCUGCGUCAGUUCCAUACUUAAUUGUAUCAAUAACUCUUUUCCUUUAACCAUAUUUGGAGUUGUAUUAUAAAAAGACAACACUGUCUCAUCUCGUGUCUCUAAGUUUAGUUUCUUGGUCAAAAUGACUGAACAGGAGCUUCUCACAGAGAUAUACUAAUCAAAAUCUCUGCUGUUGGCUGACCAGCACACACUCACAGAGAAGUAGCUCAGGCCCGUGAUAUAGACAUUAUAGAAUAAAAGCAAUGAAAACAAAAAGUAAGUUGUAAAAAAGGCAAUUUCUUACUAAAACUUAAUACAUUGAUUGAUAAGCAUUAUAACAAAAAAUAUAUCCCACACUAGAUAAAACUGGACACAUAUUAGAUGAAUAGGGGAAGGUGCUAUAAGACAAGUGUAAUCAAGGAGAAGCAUGCAUAACAACACACACACAGAGGGUAACUUCAUUUUCUGCUCUAUAUCUUUACUUAGCUUAAAGGUGUUUGUCGCUUUUUGAAUGCUAUAAAUAUUGUAUUGGCUCCUCUAAGAUGAAUUAUAACAGCAUUUAGACUUUGGAGACUAAAUGUAUGUCAUUAAAACAUUUCUAUUUUUGAAUAGUC
Anoplopoma fimbria (sablefish) is the source of this 2546-nucleotide messenger RNA. RefSeq names its product C-type lectin domain family 4 member E-like. NCBI's taxonomy places the organism in Eukaryota, Metazoa, Chordata, Actinopteri, Perciformes, Anoplopomatidae. The coding region runs from base 332 to 1102 and encodes 256 amino acids. The record is from RefSeq and is a predicted model, not a curated record. The transcript is spliced from 6 exons.